Messenger RNA from Racocetra fulgida, 590 nucleotides. The record is from the annotation of a GenBank genome assembly. Lineage: Eukaryota; Fungi; Glomeromycota; Glomeromycetes; Diversisporales; Gigasporaceae.
UCAGAUAUUGCAAAUUACAAAGCCAUGGGAACUAAGCCAUGGGAAUCUAAUUCAACAAUAUUUUCUUCACAAAUUACGGAAAUAUGCCAUCGAAAGUUUAAAACUAUUGGCAAAAAUGGUAAACCAGUGGCUUUCCAAAAUGAUUUAGAGUGGACUGUGCUUGCAGGAAUAGUUGCUACAGCUUUAAAUCAGUCGCCAAAAGAUGCAGAAUUAUAUAUUAACUCAUAUAGCAGCAAUAUUGAUUCUCAAAAUUGUGACACUGUGAGGGGAGAUCAGAUCUCUGAUGAUUCUAAUAGCAAAGUUAAAGUUUUUAAAAUGAAGGAUGGAUUCCGGCGAGGCAGAAUUGAUUAUGAAUCUUUUGGAGUCUUGAGAACAAAACCAGUAGGAUUACAAUCAGCUCUGUUAUCUGAACUAAUAUCACCUAUUUAUUUAUCAUCUAUUACUGUGGGUGAUAUGUUUUAUUUAAAGGAUUUGAAUAGAGCAUUAUAUGAAAGAAUAGAGGGUUCUGAGUCAACAGAAGUACUUGUAUCUGGAAGAAAGCAAGGAGCCACUAAAUCCAAAAAAACUGGUCUUUAUUUAUCUAAAGCUAG